UUGUGUUUUAAAUUGUUAAAAGAUUGCACAAUCAUGGUAGACUAUAGUAGCCAAUAUUCUCUUAUGCUGAAUUUGUUAAAUUGACGACAUCUGCCGUCGGAGGACAGCUUGUUGGCUACUACAAAAUGCACCACCAAGGUCAUGUUCUCCACCCCGAGCAGGCGGCCGUCAAAGGAAGUACACUUGGCUCUUGGGUCUAAGAAUGCCGUUUGAUUAACUGAAAGUUAUUUCUAAUUUUCUGACGACUAGGAGUUGCGAUUAAUUUGUCUACGUAGUCGGUAGCCUACGUAGCAUAUACGGUUACCUUAAUGGCGUCAAUAACUCUGUAAUUGUUUUCCUCAGAGGGACAUGGCGCCUCAAUUAGAUUUUACAUCGGCGAUUUUAUGUAGUCUAAUACUCGCAUACCUAUCCUCAACGACACCCUUGUCGAUACAUAGUCCGUACUGAUAAUUUGUUUUUAUAAUGGAAUUAGUUUGAAUUCUUGGUUUGAUCUGCACCUGUCAUCUCCAUCGCGACUGUUCGUCCUAAGGAUAUUUAGCACCAGGCUAGAAGAGGAUGGCAGUUCCACCCAUCCCUAUGGAUACUGUCAUUGGUUGCUUCUUCUCUUUGCGGGUGUGAAGCGAAACGUCUGUGGCAUUCUGAUGAAAUCUUAAAUUCACUAAUUGCCCGGAUAGCUCUGUAAUCUCCGUUACGGUGGCCAGUGGUACGAGGGCGAUAAGCGGUUUUUAUCUGUGAAGUGAUCCACGCCUCAUUAUACCACCAACACGACCAUGUCCCCUCCAGCAUCGGCUGCGACUGCCAGUGAAAGCAGUACCACUACUGUUUUCGAGGAUGAGACGGAAACCCCCAGAGAGGAGCAGAGGCCUCUGAAGCAGUCCCUGAGCAAGUCGCUGUGUCGGGAGAUGUUCUGGAAAUGCCUGCUCCUCUCCCUGCUCAUGUAUGGCUGCAUGGGGGCUAUGGUGUGGUGCCACGUCACCAAGGUGACGCGCCUCACCUUCGACAGUGCCUUCAAAGGGAAGUCCAUGAUGUACCAUGACAGCCCCUGUUCAGAUGGGUACAUCUACAUCCCUCUGGUCUUCUUGCUCAUGCUCUAUGUGGUCUACCUGGUGGAGUGCUGGCACUGCCAUGCCCGUAAUGACAUGCAAUAUAAGGUGGACGUGGAGGGUGUGUAUGAGCGGGUUCAGCGCAUGCAGCAGGCCAAGCCCUGCAUCUGGUGGAAAGCCAUCAGCUAUCACUAUGUGCGUCGCACCCGCCAGGUGACACGUUACCGCAACGGGGAUGCCUAUACCUCCACACAGGUGUACCACGAGCGCGUCAACACACACGUGGCUGAGGCUGAGUUUGACUUUGGCCACUGCGGGGUGAAGGACAUCUCCAAGCAGCUAGCAGGCCUGGAGAAGACUGCCCUGACCAAGCUGCGGUUCACCAAAUGCUUCAGUUUCGCCAAUGUGGAGUCGGAGAACUCCUAUCUGACCCAGCGGGCUCGUUUCUUCACUGACAACGAAGGGCUGGAUGACUACAUGGAAGCCCGUGAGGGCAUGCACCUGAAGAAUGUGGAGUUCAAAGAGUUUGUUAUCACUUUCUCAGAUCCAGACCACCACCCCUGGUACAUCUCCAACUACGUCUUCUGGACAGCAGCUUUCUUGACUCUGUCCUGGCCGCUGCGUGUGCUGACGGAGUAUCGCACUGCGUGUGCGCACUACCGAGUAGAGAAAUUAUUCGGCGCGGACUAUCUGCCUGUCACGCCGUGUGAAGACCAGCCAUACAGCCGCGGCAUUCCGCGAGUCAACACGAUUGACAGCACCGAACUGGAGUGGCACAUUCGUUCUAACCAGCAGCUGGUGCCCAGCUACUCCGAGGCUGGGUUGAUGGACCUGGCACAGCGAGCGGGCGGCUUUGGCCGGCAGAACUGCGAGCGCUGCCACCGCGCCAUCAGCAGCUCUUCUGUGUUCUCGCGGAGUGCACUCAGCAUCUGCAACGGUGGCAGCUCCCGACUCCCAUUCAGCGGCAGCCGCUUCUCACUGGGCCGCCUGUACGGCUCGCGGCGUAGCUGCCUGUGGCGCAGUGGCAGUGCCAGCCUGGACGACCAGGAGAGCCCCAGCGAGAACACCCGCUGCCUGGCCGGCUCACGGCUGCCGCCCGACGAGGAGGACCCACCGCCCUACCAGGACGCGUUGUACUUCCCGGUGCUGAUUGUGCACUGCAGCGAGAGCUGCACCAACCACCACUCCCUCCACCGCAAUGGCUCCUGUGUGGAGACAUCACUCUGAAGGGGCUGGAGGAGGGGCUGUUCUGGCUAGAGAAGGUGGAGGUGGAGCAGAGCUCUAUACAUGUACUCAGAACAAACACACUUCACCUCAGCAUCAUGGAGUUUCCAUCUCAAUCUCCUGUCCCUCAGGAAUCCAGACAUCCCAAAUAUCUCUGUGUUGGUCACCAUGCUAUGUUUUCCCAAGCCCACAGUGCAUGGGAAUGGAUACGCCGCUGGAAUAUCACACUCUACUUUGGUGUGGGAAAGUGUUUCUGUUUUGUACAUAGCCCAGCAAUUAUGUCAUCAUCUUUUUAUUCUCAUUCACAGCAAUAAUGUGAGCACAGCAGUCACUGUCAUCACGCAGAAGUAAUACGUAGAAUCUGAGCUAUCAAAAGACAUGUCCCCCAGAUAGUUCAGAGGCAUGUUUAUUUGUCUAAACAGUCACACUUAUGGACUGGACUCAAAAUAUUAUGUCUACAAUUAGUUCCUCAUUGGUGCAUACUCCAGGUUUUUAACCUUGGGGUUAAUGUUUUUAAUGGACAAGUGGUGGUCACACAAAUAUUUUGCACUUGAAUGUCAAAUAUGAGUGAUUGCCGACUGUGUUUUAUAAGACUUUCACUGUUAGCAGCUUUCCAAGAUUUAUUGUGAUCUGUCAUAUUCUAUGUAGACACUGGGAAUGCUUGACUCAGUAAUCAAAAUGUACAGUACUUGCCAUCUUGCAACAAGAAUAUAGGCAAAAAAGGAGAGGUUGGAUAAAUCACCAUCUGAAAGAAAUGGAUGUACAAAUUUAUUUCCUAAUAACUGUGACACCAAAUGACUAAAAAUAGUGUUUGGUUACAAUGGCAUGGAGGAUGCCAGUGAUAAGAAAGAUGUACCAUAAAUGUAUUGUGUGUAUUUUACAAUGUGUGGUAAAUUGGUAAUACACUUGUACUAGUAUUGUUUAUCAUAACUUAUGGAACCACCAUGUACCCUCUAUAUCUCUGCAACUCUGGCUAUGCAACGAUUAACCUCUGCUAACACCUAUGAUACAAGUGUAUAUACGAUUUUAAAAAGGAAUGUCAGACUGCUGUAUCUUUUGUAAAUGGCUUAUGCUGCAAGUGCUAUGGUAACCGAAGAGCAAUAGGAUGUUUAAUGACAAGAGGCAUUGUCAAGGGAUGUGGUGAAGUGCACAAGCCGAAUGUAGACUGAACCGCUAUCUGUACUUUCUGAGCAAAUUGUGAAAUAUUUUGAGGAGCUGUGAAUGAGAUAAAUAGUCCACAUAUGGUUGUGGGCAGUCCAAAGACAUUUAGCGUCAUCAUCUGCCUGCUCAGUGUGGAAGGUUGUUGAAAAUACUGCUUUUAUCAUGUAAACCACUUUUUAUACAGCCUAUACACUGAAGAUCACAACUCAGCAAAAAAAGGUUUCCACCAUCACACUGUUGCCUUUCUGUAGCACACACAGUACAAAUGUGGCAGAAUAUACAGAAGACGGGAUG
Clupea harengus (Atlantic herring) is the source of this 3722-nucleotide messenger RNA. RefSeq names its product transmembrane protein 151Bb (gene tmem151bb). NCBI's taxonomy places the organism in Eukaryota, Metazoa, Chordata, Actinopteri, Clupeiformes, Clupeidae. The record is from RefSeq and is a predicted model, not a curated record.